AUGAUUGGAACACAGUGCCGAUGCGGGCGCUCAACAUCAGCAACUUCAUUCGCGGUGCGUGUUGACCGGACUGGCCGCUGCUCGUUCACCACUCACCCGGACGCGAACCAGUUUUGGCUCUUACUUCAGAAGGAUGGCGGUGAUGCGCCGACCUUGGGUGCCGAGUGUGGGUGUCUGGAGGAUCGUCCUUCGUUCUAUGUUUUACCGUACCACACUGCAUUGUAUCAUAUCAUGUUUAUCUAUUACUUUCUGUACUGCUGCACCGGGUAA
This is a messenger RNA of Punctularia strigosozonata HHB-11173 SS5, 270 nucleotides long. RefSeq lists its product as uncharacterized. The record is from RefSeq and is a predicted model, not a curated record. Bases 1 to 270 code for a protein of 89 amino acids. The transcript has a single exon. NCBI's taxonomy places the organism in Eukaryota, Fungi, Basidiomycota, Agaricomycetes, Corticiales, Punctulariaceae.